UUGUUUUUUGUUAAUUUCCUUUUUUUAACAUACCCAAUGGGAAGAUGGAGUCCCAGAUUUUAGAACUUAAAAUUAAACGUAGUUCCUUAAAAGGGCAAUUAUUCGGUAAUUAUUUAAAUAACUUAAAGGUUGACGAACCGCUGGGUGAAUUAAAGUUUAACGAAUUAACCUUAAAGCUAAAUAGAAUCAUUGAUUUAUCCGCGAAGUUCGAUGAGCUGCAAACUUCCAUAGAAGUCUCGAGCCCGGGUAACCUUGAUAGCGAGCUCUCAGAACGUGAAGAGGUAGAAGACAAUUUUCAUUUAUCCAUCGCUACUGCACAAUGCUUUCUCGAUAAGGGGGCAGCUUCUAAACAAAAAACUGUUCCUCCAUCUGAGCAUACGUCCAAUAGUUCCCAUCAUGCCGAUCAUAUGGGCUUCCAAUUGCCACAAAUUCGCAUCUCUAAGUUUGAUGGGUCUUAUUACAAAUGGAUGGAAUUCAAGGACACAUACGAAUCUUUGAUACAUUUUAAUGAUCGAAUAAGAGCUAUUCAUAAAUUUCAUUGACUCUCAUGGUAUCAUGAGAGUGGGGGGGAGGCUGGAUGCUUCUGCAUAUAGCUAUGACAAGAAGCAUCCCAUGUUAUUAAGUUCAAAACACAAACUAACCACACUCAUUUUUAAACAAGAACACAUACGUCUCUUACACGCAGCACCACAGCUACUAUUAGCGUCAAUAAGAGAAAGCAUAUGGACUAUUGGAGGUAGAAGCUUGGCGCGACGCACGGCCCGCAAUUGUGUUACUUGUAGACGAGCCAAAGGUCACACUUUAAAAAAUAUAAUGGGUAACUUGCCAUCUCAACGCCUAACGCCCGAUUUUCCAUUCGCUGCCGCUGCAAUCGACUUUGCAGGGCCGUAUAUGAUUACAGAUCGUCGUGGACGUGGGUGUAAAAUAACUAAAUGCUACCUAUGUUUGUUCAUUUGUCUUAGGUACAAAUGCAUUCAUUUGGAGGCUGUAAGCGAGCUAUCCAAGGAUGCCUUUGUAUUAGCUCUACGGAGAUUUAUCGCGAGAAGGGGCAAGCCUAAGGAUCUGUUUUGUGAUAAUGGUCGAAACUUUGUUGCGGGCGCGCGAGAAAUAAAUGAGUUUUUAAAGAGCAAUAAAGACAAUGUGAAAGAGUUUGCAGCUGACGAAGGCAUUCGUUUUGUUUUCUCACCGGCUUACGCUCCUAAUUUCAACGGCUACGCGGAGGCAGGCAUUAAAUCGGCAAAGUUUCAUCUAAAACGAAUUCUAGGAAACACGCAUUUGACAUUCGAAGAGCUCUCCUCAUUGUUCAGUCAGGUGGAGGCUAUUCUAAACAGCAGACCACUCUGCCCCCUCUCCCCUAGUCCCAAUGAUUUUUCCCCGCUCACGCCAGGGCACUUUCUGGUUGGUAGGCCUCUGAUGUCGCUACCGACUGCACCACUGCACGACGCCAACCCUGAUCGACUGGACCGCUACAGAAGGCUCGAGCAAAUACGGCAACACUUCUGGAAGCGGUGGAGCACAGAGUACGUGUGCGAGCUUCAGCAGCGCUACAAAUGGCGAGCUAGACAUCGAGACCUGCAGCUGGGCGAGCUCGUCCUCAUUAAAAACGAGAGCCUGCAACCGUUACACUGGCGUAUGGGCCGGGUCAGCAAGAUGUACCCCGGCCCUGACGGCAUCCCUCGGGUGGCAGACAUAGCCACAUCCCGGGGCAUCAUCCGGCGGGCGCUCAACAGGAUCUGCCCCCUGCCAUCUACACAAGACUCUUGAAGACUGGUCUUCAAGGGCCCGGAGUGUGUUUACGCCGUAACACCGGCCCGCGGGCGCGGUAUGAUGGAGGGCGCGGGGCGAGGAAGCCCCGGUGCCGGCACUGCUACUGGCCAGAGCGGCGCGUACGGACGCGCGCGCAUUUUCAUAUACAACCUUUACAUAAGUGAUAUUCUAUAUUUUUAUUAAGUCUUUAUUACAAGUUUACAGUACAAAUAACCCCCUUUCAUUUAUAAUGCUGUAAAGCUUA
This is a messenger RNA of Hyposmocoma kahamanoa, 2011 nucleotides long. RefSeq lists its product as uncharacterized. Gene Ontology annotation, molecular function: nucleic acid binding. The record is from RefSeq and is a predicted model, not a curated record. Gene Ontology annotation, biological process: DNA integration. The coding region runs from base 556 to 1764 and encodes 402 amino acids. The transcript has 2 exons. NCBI's taxonomy places the organism in Eukaryota, Metazoa, Arthropoda, Insecta, Lepidoptera, Cosmopterigidae.